Molecule: messenger RNA, 6966 nt
Organism: Zerene cesonia (dogface butterfly)
Lineage: Eukaryota; Metazoa; Arthropoda; Insecta; Lepidoptera; Pieridae
Gene: Lrpl
Exons: 14
Coding region: 757-3993 (1078 amino acids)
Cellular component (GO): plasma membrane
Molecular function (GO): protein binding
Source: RefSeq, a predicted model, not a curated record
CUUAACUACAUGUUUUGUUACGUCCGAUUAACCCAUAUUGUAUUAGUUGUCGUGACGUCACGUUACGUCCUGGAUUUUUCUAUCAAGCGAGGGGCGUCGGGUCCGAUCGAGUCCCGGUUCGCAAAAUGCGCCGCGCAUGCGUCAAAAUUGCGCCAAUUUCGCACGCAGCGGCCUCUACCGUCGCUUGCAGUCCACUUUUAUCACGGCGGGGAGAUGUUGCGUUGCGCGGCGAUGCACCUCGCGAGAGAUGUCAAAAAUUUAAAAAUGUACCAGUUCAAAAAUGUGAUGCGCGUUUAAGAUAUAUACGUGAUCUCCUCCGACGUCAGGCUAAUGUGUGUUGUGUGUAGGAUAAGUUAUAGUGUUCAGCAUUUUAGCAUUUGUUAGGAACGUUGUAGAAUUUUAGGAAUAAAAGUUAAAUUUGAGGUGUUAAAUUGGAUGAAGCGAUGAGCGGUUAAGUAGCGGGGUCCGACGCGGUUUCAUUAUUGUGUAGCCUGCAUAACCUUGACAUGAAUUUCCCGCGCUAGCGCCGCAACCUUGUUUUCUAAAGCAACCCCUCUUGAAAUUGUAACCUGGAAACUAUUAUAAUAAUUGGCAAUAAGUACUACAUUAUAAACGUUAUUACAUCAUAACAAUGUGUGCAGCAGAGACGAGCGGCAUAAAUUGUUGGAAAUAAUUAAAUAAACUUAUAAAGUUUGCGUAAAAACUCUUAAAUAAUGACUCCUGUGUGUCGGUUUUAAUAACGCAGAUGCCAUCAAAAUGAAAAGAUUAAAAGAUAUCAACACAACGGCAAUGAAAAUAUACAUCUUCAUAAUCUUAGUCAUCCCCUUGUCUGAUUGCGAUGUGUUAUCUGAAGCGAAGGAUUCCUACCCCCAGCCAGAGCCUGAACCUCUCCCCGUACUGCAUAGUAACGAUACACGAUGUCGAAUAUCGGAAUACCAGUGCUUUAAUAAGAAAUGUGUGCCGAUAAAUAGAUUCUGCGACGGUAGCAACGACUGUGGGGACGCGUCGGAUGAACCAAGGCACUGCACGCGCUGCAAUAAAACGUACUACGGAGACAUUGGUCGAACGUAUGAGCUGGAAUUACAUCGACCGAGGGAAGAUUUGGUGCCUUACGUCUGUUUGAUCACCAUCACCGCAGCAGGGGGAAUAUAUGGUGAUCUUGUUCAAAUCCUCUUCGAUAGUUUCACCUUAGGCCGUUUCACAUCAUUCACGGAAGACGGGUGUCCAGAUGGCUACAUGCAAAUUCAAGAAGCCAGUCGGCCGCAAGUCGGUGGAUCUUGGUGUGGUACAUCCUGGGGUCCAUCUAUAUACUACAGCGAAACAAAAUCAAUCACAUUAAUUAUUAGGCUCUUACAUCUAUCAAAGGAACAGAAUAAUUACAACUUCGACUUCCGAAUGGCAUACAAAGUUCUUAGAAAAGAAUAUGCAACAGUACGCUACGGCGGCACACCACCCUCGGAGCGACCGUUUUUCAAACUACGACCCAUGCCAUAUCCCGUAAACAUAUCGCGCGGGGAGGAUACGAACAUCGGGAGAACUACUAAAACCCCCGAGUAUUACCUCGGGGAUUUGAUUUCUGGGACUUAUUGCUCUCGAAUCUUCAGCGACUGCGAUCGUAAAAACUGUAGGUUACAAUCCCCGAAUUUCCCUGGAGUUUAUCCGAGGAAUUUGACUUGUUACUAUGCGGUCCGCCAACACGAAGUGCCUCAAGGAAAACAUGCUUUAAUAGUAGUGAAGCAGCCGAAUGGGCAAUUGGUUUCGAUUCGGAGUCAGAAAGCGUUAUACGCGACUUCGCAGCAGGAGAGGGGGAACAAUGGGAGAGAGUUGAAGUUUUGGCAGCAGUGUGAUGAGGUACAAGACUACGUGACGGUGUACGAUGGUUACACAACUAGGGACCCGGUUAUUUUAAGGUUUUGCGGCGGAGGCGUGUCCGUCCCAGAAGCGAUAUCGAGUGGACCCGAGUUACUGGUGGAAUUCACAACGUCACCCUUUGGAACAUUCCUGCAACCGGCCACGCUACAAUCUUUGCACGGAUUUCAAUUAGAAGUUGAGGUACGUUUCGUCGAUCAACAAUCGCCGACCUACGCGAAAAAUAAGCGAGCCUGCGAAUUCUGGAUUAGAGGGACUGGGCGAGGUGUGUUGGAACACCCACAGCACUCGUUGCCGCCAAAUACCACCUGCUUAUAUCAUAUGCAGGGGAUAGACACGUCGGGGCCUUCGGGACGGAAUAUUAUCUACAGGCGCCAGUUCUCAGCCCCGAGAUUUAGAGUGUGGUUCUCCGUGUUAAAAUUUUACGUGACAAACGCUCUUAAUCCGAAUCUGCCUGAGGAUGAGUACUGCGGCAGCCAUUUGAAUAUAUGGGACGGUCCUAUGAGGAUAUCGCCGGGGUGUAGCGACAUUUUUUGUGACAAGGAGCGAUCUGUGCAAAUGUCAAGAGCCACCUCACCCCAGUCCGUUAUUGUGGGCCGGCCACCAACCAACGCGACGCUAGUUGCGCGGUUCUGCCGCGAGAGGGCGCCGAGGACGUGCGAACACGCAUUGCUGAGGAAAUCGCGGGCGUGCGCAAGAACCGAGAGUUUUUUAUCCAAAGGGGACUCUCUUACGUUGGAACUGAAGCUGACGCAGGGGACCGCUUUAAAACCUGUGUUUUUCAAAGCCCUGUACGAGUUUGUGGAUUUACACCAAGAUGGUGAGCCCUGGGGUCGAGGGCCGUGUUCUCGAAGGUUCGCGUCUCGCUCCUUCCCUGAGGCCCCUGCAGACCCUCCAGUAACAUUUUCAUCACCGCGAGAUGUGUUCUUAUAUGGGAGAGGAGGCAACCGUAAUAUUAGCUGUACAUAUCGAUUCGAGGCGAAUCCUGGGGAAGCGGUUCGUCUUAAGAUAUGGAGUGUCCGGAGCGGUGGAAGGCUCUGUAGAUCAGUGCACUCAGCCCACUCGCCCUGGUACCGUUGCGGGGGAGACCCGACCGCAGCAGUAAGAGUGUUUGAUAGACCCUGGAGGGAUAGUGGUCCGGGAGUACUUAGGGAUUGCUUGUGCAGUGACGUCAUUGAUUACGAAUUUACGUCAUCAUCUACGGUGGCAGAGUUAAAAUUUGAUGUCGUGAAUAUGACUGCUUUAGACGACUUCAGGUCAUUCGGUUUUGAGGCGUCCGUUGAGUUUGUGAGAGUGGAAGCCGUGUGCGAAGGAACGCAUAAAGUGCACGGUCCUAGCGGGGAAUUGCUGUUGUAUUCUUCUAUGAUAGAUAUGGACCGCUGCGACCAACGUCCAUGGCUGAUAGACCCUUCACCUGGGCGAUACCUCUACAUGAAGAUAGAGGGCAGUAUCAUCAAGGAACCAGAUCUGGACAACUUCACGCUCCUCAACAACAUCACUGUAGCACCAGACCUGAGGCAUAUGUGUCUCACCCAGAAUCGAAUAGCUGUCUAUACGGGGGGCUUAGCGCCGAUGUAUAUUUGCCCUUAUCCGCCUCAUAAACAGGAAGAACAAAGUGUGGAAAUAUUCUCAGACGGGUGGAUAAAAGAAGUGGAUCCUCUCGCGAGACAUGUGCUAGCGCCGCCCCCGUCCCCGGACCGAGUGGAGCUGGACUGGCCCAGGUCUCUUAGUGUCGAGCUUAUAGCUGUCGAGAGCGGCUCCUAUUACGUCACGUGGUUGGAACUUUCGAGAAGACAUCCCAGCGAGCAUGGUGGCGUGUUCGCGCUCUCCGGCGACUGCCAGUACCGCUGCCCGUCGAUAGACGCGUGCAUAUCCGCGGCGCUGUGGUGCGACGGGAUCAGCCAGUGCCCGGACGGUGAAGACGAGCGGCUCACGCAGUGUUCGCCGUUCAUGAACGCGCCGUACCACUACCUGACUGGUUUCGUUGCGUUCGUUGCUUGUGUCGCGUUCGUUGUAGUAGCAGCCACCCGCAGCUGCCGGCGGCGGCGCUCCGCCCUCCAACAGCGACUCAAGAGCCUCUCCUCAGACACGGCCAUAUUCGACGAGAAAGAAGUGAUUUGCUGACCAAGCGAAGACUCCGUGCGAUAUGUGGAAAUAGACAGAGUCACCACGGUGUGACUCUCCACGCGCGGAGUCUAGUUCGUUUGUUGAAUUUGACAGUUGUUGCGUCAGACAGCGAGUGCGUCAGUUCGACACGCUCGUUGCCCGCUCGGUCGAACUAUACGAGUCCCGAGUACGAUGUAUAUAAUUACUCGAAAUUGAAUAGUUUUAAAGCGCGCCUUGGACCAAAGUGCUGCCGAUCGGUCAGUUUCUUUAUAUUCGGUUUGAAUGAUUUCUUGUUAAAAUACGUUCGAUGCCUUGUGUAGUUGUAAGAGUUUUACAGCAUUCCUUUCGUUGAAUUAUGCAUUUUUAAACGCACAAUUUUUAAAUUUUCAGACCGAUCGGUUCUAGGCUGAAUGUUUCGAACUUGUGUUACGUGAUUCAAAAUGAGGAGAUUGUAAAUAAAUUAGUUGAAUCGAUCGUUAUUUUAUCGAUAAGUAGUUAUUUAUAUAAAAUAUCGUUGUGGCAAUAAUUACGUUCAAUUGUAUCAAAAUAAACGAUGAGCCUGUGUUCCCUAAAUUCGUAUACGUGAUACAUUACUGCCAUUUUAUAAAGUUCAUUAACGAAAUUAAAAAGUGUGAUUUUAGUACCCGAAAAUUGUACAGAAUUUAUUUUACAAUUUAUCAAGACGUCUAUUGACGAAAACUAUUGUAUUGGCUAUGAGUUUGCCAAAAAUUUAUGUUUAUUUUAAAAUAUUAAUAAAAAUUUACAUGAUUUACCGAUUAUAUUGUAUCUGCCAAAUAAGAUUAUGUGUUCAUUAUUGUAAAAUUUUAAAUAUGAAUGAUGAUUUGUCAAAAUUACUGAAUUUAAAUAUUUAUACCCAAUAAACGGUAAAUCAAGUCCACCUCAGGAAGCAAUUUAAAUAAAAUAUCCUAAAGUGUAAAUAAAGAUUAAACUAAUUCAUAUCUUAGUAAAGUAUUAAAGUGAUAUAAAUUUAUUUCCCAAGGAAAUUAUUGAAGUUUAUUAUAAUAUCGAGUUAACUAUUAGUAAAAUUGUAGAGAUAUAAAUAACGACCUCGUAAUGUUUAGGUUAGUACAAAACAAAUAUUAGAUUUGGAUUCGCUAAAAUACGUCAUCGCAUCUUUGGAUGAUAGUGACAAAAAAUUUAUUGUAAAAAGACUUAACAAAUAUUGAAGAAAAUUUGUCUAUUGAUCACGCCUGGUCUAAGGAUUCAUGGAAAAGUUUAGAGUUUUAGGGAUUUUCGGUAAUAACAUUAAUGGGUCAAGGUGUUUUUUAUCGAAAGGGCUAUAAGAAAUAAGUAUCGCAAUGAUAUUUCUAUAGAUCAGGCUUAAUAUGAUAAUCAUUUCACCAUGUCACUGCCAAAUAGUGAAAGAUAAACAAACCUGUGUUCUAAUGGUGAAUGUAUGUAAAGAUUUAUAUUUUUAAAUAGUUGUUACAUAUUUGUUAACAGUGGUCGUACGAACAUAUUUUAAACUUUAUAGACAAAAUUAUUAGCGUGGCAUUUCUUAAAAUUAUAAGAAUAGUUACUUUUAUUAAAAUAAUAUGUAGACUGUAAAAGUUGUAAAUCCAAAGAUUACAAAUGCCAGCUCACGCUUACUUCAAAUACAAUCUCAGAUUUUGUUUAUCAAUAAACCAUUAGGCUCGCAAGGCGUAGUUAAAAGGAUAAAGUUAAAUAUUUAACCGGCUGGUUAUUGGUCAAAAAGUUAAAAAAAAAAUAAGUCUGAAGUUUUGUGAAAAGCAUGUUUUGGAAAACUGUUAAUCUCUCAGUGUGCUCGUAUGAUGAUUUAUUAAACUAGUUAGAAAAUGUGAAAACGAUUUUCAAAAAUGUGUGUUCACAUCAAAAUUUUAUGUCAUAAUUCUUAACGUGACGGACAGUAUGGCAAGAUUUUUAUGCAUUGGAACGAUUAAAAAAAUAUUAUCUCAUUAAUUAAGUACCAACAGUGCGCAGUAAAUAUAUAAUUCGAAAAUAUAUUAUUAGUAAACAGUAUCUUUCAUGUGAGAGGUACAUUUUUCUAACAGCAAGCCCGUCAAUAGAAUUUCAAUAUCAGAGACCUACUUACAGUUUCCUCCUUCAAUAAAUUGCUUAAAAUUUGACGCGUUAACUGUCAUGUCAGUCACGACGUCAUAUGAACCGGUCCUCGAACCAGGCGCAAGUUCUGUUAUUCAAUUAUUUCGGACCGAUAACUUAUACAAUGCUUAAAAUAAGAGUUACAUGAAGUAUGGUGGCUGUCUUUACCGUUGUUGGCUAGUAAUGGCCAUAAUUUUCACUUCCCCGGCUUGAACAUAUAAUUAAUAGAUUGUAGUAACCUCAUUAUCUGAAAGGUAUCUAUUAAAAAGUGAUCUGAUUAUGGGGCACGUCACCAGCACAAUUAUAGCUUUUUCACAUAUUUAUUUGAAGCCUAAUCCUUUUAUUUCUUCAACACAUUGGUUUUUUAACAAAUUAUCAAGCCGGAGGAAAUCACUAAUUUUUUACGUACUUGGAAGGUCACAAUGGCCACAAACGAAGUUGAAAAUAACGCUCACGUCAUAAUAAUACACUUACCUUAAAAAUUGUACAAAAUAUCAGUCCGAAAGAAAUUGGUCACGGACUCUGUCGCUGGCUCGGGGACCAAACGAACUGAUUAGCUCAGCAUUGGCUCAAUUGGAAGCGUAUAAGCGUGAUUAUCGCAAAAGAAUCUUGCUAAUUUUCGGGAAACGACCCUAAUGUAGUAGAAGUUUUGUUUAAUCUAAUUAGGAUAGGCACGAUGACGUAGAAAGUGUAUCGUCUUCCAUAAUGUACGAGUUCUGGAUUGUUUUCCCGCUUUAAUUUGAAACGAUUGAUAUUUCCACAAUUGGAAGCGUAUCCAAGUCAGGUAUUAUCCUGGAAGACAAUAAUGAUGGUAAAUAGCUGUAUAAGACAGAGGCAUAAUUUCACAUUCACAGGUUAUCAAAAGUUAUGAUGAUAAAAGUUUUUAAAAUAAAAUUAUUUACUGCAUGA